AGAAUCAGUGUUUUGGAGCUUAUAUAUGAUUGAACCGUGUAUGGAUCGCCGUCCUGUGGAGUGAGCGAAUUCUGCUGUUAAUUCAUGCCUGUUGCCGGAGCUGAACGAUGAACUUCGGUCGAGAUCCCGUCUCUGCACGCAAACAGAAUGAUAUUGUGCCUGAUGGAAGCAGCUUGACCAUCAUACCUGGACCGUCCCAGUAGUAACAUCAGUUAGGCGACGUCUUCGACAUGCCCGUCUCCAGUCCCAUCCUCCACGAACAGGCGCAAUCGUACGAUCCCCACGCUUCGCGCGAGAGGGAUCCCCCCGCGCAAGGCGCACCAGUCGAAGGGCUACCCCAUCCAUCUGUCGCUAAGCCGCGCGCAUUGUCGGUCGUAGCCACGGGGCAUCGACGCCUAUACCCGGCCGUCGUCGCCGGUCAUAACAGCAAAGCCUAGGCAGCCUGAACGGCCACGUCGAGUGCC
Fomitopsis serialis is the source of this 464-nucleotide messenger RNA. RefSeq lists its product as uncharacterized. Lineage: Eukaryota; Fungi; Basidiomycota; Agaricomycetes; Polyporales; Fomitopsidaceae. The record is from RefSeq and is a predicted model, not a curated record. The transcript has 2 exons. The coding region runs from base 231 to 437 and encodes 68 amino acids.